Molecule: messenger RNA, 2271 nt
Organism: Acanthopagrus latus (yellowfin seabream)
Lineage: Eukaryota; Metazoa; Chordata; Actinopteri; Spariformes; Sparidae
Gene: grk1a
Product: G protein-coupled receptor kinase 1 a
Exons: 7
Coding region: 99-1790 (563 amino acids)
Biological process (GO): signal transduction; visual perception; protein phosphorylation
Cellular component (GO): cytoplasm
Molecular function (GO): rhodopsin kinase activity; ATP binding
Source: RefSeq, a predicted model, not a curated record
AUCCCUACUGUCUGCUCUCGAGGUUCACUUUCUCUUUGUAACUUGUACUAAAUCUCACACACUUCUCCCUCCCUCCCCCUCACUCUUUGACUGUCACCAUGGAUAUUGGUGGCCUGACGACAGUGGUGGCCAACUCUGCCUACAUCUCGGCCCGCGGCAGCCUCGACGGCACUGCCAACCCUGCAUCCAACCGGGACAAGAAGUACCACUGUCGCCUCAAGCUGCCUCACAUCACAGUGUGCGAAGGCCUGCGGGAGACCUUAGACCUGGGCUUCCAGACGGUCUGCGUGGAGCAGCCCAUCGGCAAACGUCUCUUCCAGGAGUUCCUCGACGCCAACAAUGAGUACAAAGGCCCCUGCCGCCUGUGGAAGGAUAUCGAGGAGUACAACAUGGCCGAGGAUGAAGAUCGAGUCAAGAAAGCGAGCAAGAUCUUGUCCCGGUACAUGGAGCCUGGUGCCAAGUACUUCUGCCCCUUCCUCCCGGAAAAUGGCAUCACAAAGGUCAAAGAGAAACACCAGGAGCCUGGGGACGAUCUUUUCAGCGAGACCAUGGACAGUGUGAUGGACUUUCUCAAAGAAGUGCCCUACACUUUCUUCCUGGAGAGCAUGUAUCUGAAAAGGUUUCUGCAGUGGAAGUGGUUGGAGAUGCAGCCCAUGGGAGAGGACUGGUUUCUGGAUUUCCGUGUGUUGGGGAAAGGGGGUUUCGGGGAAGUGUCGGCCUGUCAGAUGAAGGCCACGGGGAAACUCUACGCAUGCAAAAAGCUCAACAAGAAGAGGCUGAAGAAGAGAAAAGGCUACGAGGGGGCGAUGGUGGAGAAGAGGAUCCUGGCUCGAGUUCACAGCAGGUUCAUCGUGUCUUUGGCGUACGCCUUCCAGUCGAAAACAGAGCUGUGUCUGGUCAUGACCAUCAUGAACGGAGGAGACCUGAGGUAUCACAUUUAUAACGUGGAUGAGAACAACCCGGGGUUCGACGAGCCGCGGGCCUGUUACUACGCGGCUCAGAUCAUCCAGGGCAUGGAGCACCUCCACCAGAAGAGGAUAGUCUACAGAGACCUCAAACCGGAGAACGUGCUGCUGGAUAACCAAGGUAACGUCCGUAUCUCUGACCUUGGCCUGGCUGUGGAGCUGGCUGAUGAUCAGUUCAAGAUCAAGGGCUACGCUGGGACUCCAGGUUUCAUGGCUCCGGAGCUGCUGAAAGGAGAGGAGUACGACUACUCUGUGGAUUAUUUCACUUUGGGGGUCACUCUGUAUGAAUUCAUGGCGGCCAAAGGACCUUUCAGGAGCCGAGGAGAGAAGGUGGAGAACAAGGUGGUGAAGAAGCGGAUCCUGAAUGACCCCGUAUCGUAUCCAGAGAAGUUCAGUGAGAAGGCCCGGUCCAUCUGCGAGGGUCUGCUCGUCAAAGAGGUCGACAAAAGGCUCGGCUUCAGGAACGGAUCGUGUGACGAGCUCCGGGAACACCCCUUCUUCAGCGAGAUCAACUGGAGGAAACUGAACGCAGGGAUUCUUCCACCGCCUUUCGUGCCAGACUCCAAGACAGUUUAUGCCAAGAACAUUGACGACGUCGGGGCCUUCUCCACAGUUAAGGGCGUGCAGGUGGAAAAUGAAGACAAUGAGUUUUUCGACGAGUUCGCCUCGGGGAACAUCUCCAUCCCCUGGCAGGAGGAGAUGAUCGAGAUGGGGAUCUACGGGGAGCUCACAGUCUGGGGAGCCGACGGAGGUUUACCCAACGACCUGCGGCGGGAGUCCAUCCUGGAGCAGCCGCCCAAGUCCUCCACCUGCACGGUGUCGUAGGCGGCCAGGACUGCGUGGAGGAUUUUAUACAAACUGUUUUCUUAUCAGUCAGUUACACUUUUUUUUUUUUUUAAGCACUUUUUUCAUACAAGAUUUCAGCACAGAUUUGUGGUGUGUUUGAAGGGAAAUGAGUCUUAUUAUUGAUGAUGAUGAUAAAGUGUCUUUUCUACCUGCAGCUUUAAGCCGCUUUAAUAGAUAAAGGGACAUUUACAGAUUUAUCUGCAUCACAGUUCAAUUAUUUCAUUUUUCAACAUCUUCCUUCUCUCUCUUCUCAUGUGUUUAUAUCUCUCAAAUACAUUUUUCUAGAACAAAUGUGUGUGUUUAGGUGACAUGACAGACACACACCUGCGCUGCAUGUGUUUUUGUUUCCACUUUAUGCUUCUCCGAUGUGUUUUGCAGCUACAGAAGUGUAAAUAAGCUUGUAUCCAUUGCUGCACAGAUGUUUAUGAAUUUGAAAUAAAUAUUUUUGCCAUUAAAACCA